Camellia sinensis is the source of this 2529-nucleotide messenger RNA. The record is from RefSeq and is a predicted model, not a curated record. Lineage: Eukaryota; Viridiplantae; Streptophyta; Magnoliopsida; Ericales; Theaceae.
UACAUAAGAAAAAAAUAAAAUAAUUUCCUCAAAAUCCCCCACAUGGCCAGCUACCCUAGAGAAUAGAAAAUUAUACAUCUUUUCAAACAUAAUCCAUGAAUUCAUGGAAAAAGCUUGCUAGUACCCCCAGAACAUGGAACUAUGCUUCCACCCUAGGUUCAAUCCUAACCAAGGCCUAACUAGAUCAUGAUUAAUUGCAUAAUUAAGACCUCUAAUCAUUCACUAUUCCAUUAAGUUCCAAGUAAAUCCAAAAAAACCAAUCCAUUUUCAACCAAUGCGUACUUUAGACCUUUUACACCAAUUUUAGUAUAUAUACAACCUCUCCCUUAGCAUUUUGCACACAAGAAAACAUACACAAACACCUCUUUUGGCUGAGAGGAAGAGAGGGCAAGAGAGUGAGCUUGGUGGAGGAAAGGAAAGGAAUAGAAAGUCUUGUUAGCUAACCAACCAAGCCUCAAGUAUCGUGAAAAAUGUUCUUGUAUUAGAGAUCAUACACUUUCACUAGCUAAACGCCCCCUACUCCACCUAAUAGUCAUGUCCAUGAAGAGGCUUUGCAUUGCUUCCCUUUUGGGAGCUCUGGUAGUGCACUCAUGCAUGUUUGAGUUGGCCAAUUGUGCCUCAAACUACACUGAUCAAUUGGCUCUCCUAGCCUUCAAGUCCUCAAUCAACUUUGAUCCUAACAAUGUUUUGAGCAAUUGGACCAAAGAAACCAACUUCUGUGAUUGGGUUGGGAUCUUAUGUAGCCGACGAAGGCAAAGAGUCACAAGUUUGCGCCUUCUCAACAUGGGUCUCCAAGGCACCAUAUCUCCUCAUAUUGGAAACCUUUCCUUCCUUCAAGUGUUCAUUAUUCACAACAACAGCUUUCAUGGUCAUCUGCCAAAUGAAUUUGAAUGUUUGCGUCGGUUGAAAAAACUCAUAGUACAACACAACAUGUUGGAAGGAAGCAUCCCUGUGGGGUUACACCGGUGUCAGAAUCUUCAAGUUAUAUCUCUUUCAGCAAAUAAUUUUAGUGGCGACAUACCAAAAGAGUUGAGUACACUACCCUUUCUGCGUAUUCUGUUUCUCGGGCGAAACAAUAACCUACAAGGUACCAUUCCACCUUUCUUUGGCAACACUACUAGCUUAGAAUACUUUGGAGUAGAAUUUAACAACAUUUAUGGAAACAUUCCAAUAGAACUAUCACUACUUCCAAAUCUAAGUGGAUUAUACUGUCAAGCCAAUAAUCUCACGGGUUCAAUACCUCGUGCAAUUUUUAACAAGUCUUCAAUGACUGAAAUUAACUUCAAUAUGAAUGCCUUUUCGGGAAAUCUUCCAACCACUACAAGGAUAUGGCUUCCUAAUCUCGAAACCCUUGGAUUAGAAUGCAAUCAAUUAGUUGGAGAAAUCCCUUUAUAUUUGUCCAAUUCUUCUAAGCUUACUUGGUUAUUUCUAGAUGGUAACUUAUUUACUGGACCAAUACCCAAAAGUUUAGGCAAUCUAAAACUCAUUGAAAAGCUGGACUUGGGAGACAAUCAACUGACAACUGAACCAGGAAGUACCCAACUUAGUUUUAUCACAGCUUUGACAAACUGCACUUCCUUGCAACAACUGGUCGUAGGAGAAAAUAAAUUUAGUGGCACAAUACCCAAUUCUAUUGGAAAUUUUUCGAUGUCCUUGCAAGUGCUUGAUGUAUCCGAAUGCCAAUUAAUGGGUCAAAUUCCUAAAGAGAUUGGUUCUUUGAGAAAUUUGUAUGAACUUUUGUUAGCGGGAAACAAUCUGAAUGGGAACAACCCUUCAACUAUUGGAGGAAUAGAGAGACUUCAAAGUUUAGAUCUGAGUGCUAACAACUUUCACGGAUCGAUUCCAAGUGAGAUUUGCCUUUUGAGAAACUUGUUUGAAAUUUAUCUCCAGGCGAAUAAGCUUUUUGGAUCGAUUCCGAGUUGCAUAACAAAGCUUAGUAGUUUGCAAGUGAUGGACAUUAGUUCCAAUAAACUGACUUUAAUACCGUCAAGUUUAUGGAACUUUGAAAAUCUAAGGCUUUUGAAUUUAUCAUUCAAUUCAUUAAAUGGAAGCCUAGAACCACACAAUGCCCUUAAAGCAUUGGAAAACAUGGAUUUAUCUUGGAAUCGAAUGUCGGGAAACAUUCCAAGAAUUAUUGGGGCCUUCGAAAGACUAACUUCUCUAAACCUUUCAAGGAAUUCAUUCUCAGGACCCAUUCCGAACUCAAUAGGAAAUUUGGUAGCAUUAGAUUUUUUUGGAUCUUUCUCUCAAUAAUUUGUCUGGACCAAUACCCAAGUCUCUCGAGGCACUUUCACAUCUCAAAUUCUUAAAUUUAUCUUGCAAUAAGCUAUCAGGGGAGAUUCCAAGCAAAGGACCAUUCACAAAUCUCACAGUACUUUCUUUCAUAGGGAAUGAAGAACGUUGUGGCAACUCGAUUUUGCAAGUACGACCUUGCCCACACCAAAGUUCCCAAAGGUUGAGGACAAAAGAUGUUCUGCUUCGAUACAUUGUUCCCGCCAUUGCAUUGCUGGUAAUAUUUUCUUCUCUUCU